Arabidopsis lyrata subsp. lyrata is the source of this 4530-nucleotide messenger RNA. RefSeq lists its product as uncharacterized. The record is from RefSeq and is a predicted model, not a curated record. Gene Ontology annotation, molecular function: nucleic acid binding; zinc ion binding. NCBI's taxonomy places the organism in Eukaryota, Viridiplantae, Streptophyta, Magnoliopsida, Brassicales, Brassicaceae.
AUUUGAUUGCGCAAUUCCAUGGUCUCUGUCCCACGUCUUCUGAGGAUUUUCAAUGACCUGAAUCCUAUCUGGGGUAGAUACGGUAAUAUCACAGUGAGAGUGAUAUCAGAAACGGCCUCUCUGAUCUUCAUUCCCUCAGUUGCCACUCGUGAUUGGGUUGUUGAUGUGGGAUUCUGGCAAGCUGGUAACUGUUCUUGCACAGUUUACCCUUGGUCUCCAGAAGGCCUUUCGGAAUUAGAAGAGUUGCAGACUGCUCCGACGUGGGCGAUUCUGAAAAACGUCCCUCCUCAAUUAUAUUCUUUUGACGGUAUUAGUGUCAUCGCCAGUGGUAUAGGUGAGCCUCUUCACACUGAGAAGUCGAGGCUUGAUCCGAUCAAUAUGGGUAUGACAAAGGUGAAAGUUGUCAUUAAGCUUGAUAAGAUUCUUCCCACCACUGUCAUAGUCAGAGAUGUUCAAGGGAACAAAGCUCGUAUUGAGGUGGAAUAUCCGCGUCCACCUCCUCAUUGCCUCAAUUGUGGUAAGUAUGGUCACUUGCUUAGUCGAUGUCCUUCUCCACUCUUGAAGAAGUCUCCUUUCAAGAAAAUCAUUCCCGCAGGUUCUUCUGAUGUGGCUCAUCCUUCAGUCAUCCUCCCUUCUCGGUCAGAUUCUGUGUUGCCAAUUGGGGACAAUCAGGUUAUUCCGGAUUCAGAGACCAUUAAGCCAAAAAGAAGGAGAUCUCGAUCAAGCAAAAGAUCAAGAAGCUCCCCACCUUCUACUCAAGGUCCAGCGACCUCUACCUUGAUCAUCAUACCUCCUCAGGAUCAUCUUGUUAAAGGGAAGGCCUUACGGGUUAACUCUGCAGUGAUUGCUCCAUCGAAGACUACUCCUCCUGAAGGAACUCUUUCUGGUUUUGUUGAGGAUAAGAAAAAACAUGGGAAGGACAAAGUCACAAGUAGAGAGAAAGGCAAGGAGAUUGAUCCCAAUUUUCCUAUACCACCAGGCUGGGGCGUCAUGUCAAAAAAACAGAGGAAAAAACUAUUGAAGAAAUGAAACACCCCAGCGGCGAGAAGGUUUUUGUGGGAUGAUAUCUCUGCGUUAUCUUCUUCUUCUCCCCUAAAUACUACUCCUUGGGCUUUGGUUGGAGACUUUAACCAGAUUGCGAAUUCUUCUGAGCACUUCUCGGUUAUUCAUUCUACUAUGUCUUUAAAUGGAAUGGAGGAUUUGCAGAAUUGCUUAAGGGAUAAUGAGCUGGAUGAUAUUCCUAGUCGUGGGGUUUAUUACACUUGGUCUAAUCAUCAGGAUGACAAUCCCAUAAUAAGGAAACUGGACAGAGCCUUAGCAAAUGGUGAGUGGUUCUCUACUUUCCCUAAUGCAGUGGCUGUUUUUGAUCCUCCUGGCGAAUCUGACCAUGCUCCUUGCAUCAUCAAUUUAGACACUCAACCUGCGAGAUCAAAAAAAUGUUUCAGGUACUUCUCCUUCCUUUCCACACAUCCAGAUUUCAUCUCUUCUAUUUUGGCUGUUUGGGAAGAACAGAUUAUGGUGGGCUCAGCUAUGUUUUCUCUUGGUGAACACCUAAAGGCGGCUAAGAUUUGUUGCAAGAGAUUGAACAGGAUUGGUUUUGGUAAUAUCCAGCAAAAGACCAAGGAUGCUCUGUUGGCCUUAGAGAAUAUCCAAUCGGAAUUACUCUCUUCUCCGUCUGAUUCUCUUUUCAGAGAGGAGCAUGUUGCUAGAAAAUGGGAUUUUUUUGCGACUGCCUUAGAGUCUUUCUACAAGCAGAAAUCCAGGAUUCGCUGGUUGCUAGAAGGAGACGCCAAUACAACUUUUUUCCACAGAGCGGUUCUUGCUCAUCAAGCAAAAAAUAUUAUCACUUAUCUCCGGGGUGAGAACAAUGAAAAGGUGGAUAAUGUCAAUCAGAUUAAGGAUAUGAUCAUUGCAUACUACUCUCAUCUUUUGGGUUCUGCGAGUGACAUAUCUCAGCCUUUCUCUGUUGAAAGGCUACAAGAGCUUCAACCAUUUCGGUGUAACUCUGAUCUUGCUGCCAAACUCACAGCCAUUCCAAGCGAUGAAGAAAUCAUCCAAACUCUCUUCUCCAUGCCAAAAAACAAAGCUCCUGGACCAGAUGGAUUUUCGGCCGAGUUCUUUUGGGAGGCUUGGACUGUGGUAAAGGACAACACUGUGGCGGCGGUUAGGGAUUUUUUCAGGACAGGUCAUCUACUAAAAAAAUUCAACGCAACUGCCAUCACGUUAAUUCCCAAAGAUCCAGGGGCUGACCAGUUAUCCAAAUUCAGACCUGUCGCUUGUUGUAACACAGUCUACAAAAUCAUCACUCGUCUGUUAUCCAAGAGGCUCAAGUUGUUUAUCUCGGAUGCAGUCCAAGGCAAUCAGGUAGGUUUUAUAAAAGGGAGACUGCUCUGUGAAAAUGUUCUUCUUGCUUUUGAACUAGUUGAGAACUUUCACACAAUUGGGGCAGUUUCUAGAGGCUGCCUGCAAAUAGAUAUCUCAAAGGCCUAUGACAACGUGAAUUGGACCUUCCUCAUCAAUAUCCUUAAGGCAAUGCAGCUUCCUGAGAUUUUUAUCAACUGGAUUUGGGUUUGCAUUUCUUCUCCUUCUUAUAGCAUUGCCUUCAAUGGAGAAUUGAUUGGCUUCUUCCAAGGAAAGAAAGGGAUACGACAAGGGGAUCCUAUGUCGUCUCAUCUAUUUGUUCUUGUUAUGGAUGUUCUGUCUAGAUCCUUAGACAAAGGCGCUGCUAGUGGUCUUUUCCAGCCUCAUCCUAAGUGCUUUUCUCCUCUUGUCACUCAUCUGAGCUUCGCUGACGACGUGUUAGUCUUUUCUGAUGGUUCUGCUGCCUCUAUCGCUGGCAUCCUUCAAAUUUUAGACGACUUCAAAGCUGGUUCUGGUCUGGGAGUCAAUAUACAGAAAAUCGCCCUCUUGAUUGAUGGUGGCGAUUUUGAGAGAAAUCGUUCCAUGGCAGCCCAAUUUAACCUCACUCAAGGUGCUCUCCCUGUUCGUUACUUGGGAGUCCCGCUAAUGGCUCAAAAGAUGAGAAAACAAGAUUAUCAGCGCCUAAUUGACAAGGUUAAUCUCAGAUUCACUUCUUGGACUGCUAGACACCUCUCCUAUGCGGGAAGAUUACAGUUACUGAAAUCGGUCAUCUUUUCCACCAUAAACUUCUGGACCUCUAUCUUCCUUCUUCCAAAUCACUGCCUACUCAAACUUGAACAGAUGUGCUGCGCUUUUUUAUGGAAGGGCGCACCCAAUUCAGCCCGAGGGGCAAAAAUUGCUUGGGAUGUGGUCUGCACUUCUAAGGCUUGUGGAGGUCUUGGUCUUAGGAGAUUAACGGCAUGGAAUAAAGUGCUUGCUUUAAAGUUGAUUUGGCUUUUGUUUUCAGCUGCUGGCUCUUUAUGGGUUUCCUGGAUUCGCCUGAAUUUGAUUGGUAAUAGAUGCUUCUGGGAUUUAAACCCGGCUUCCUCAAGUAGUUGGAUUUGGAGACAGCUUUGCAAACUUAGACCCCUUGCUAGACCAUUCUUUCACUACAAGAAAACAGUGUUUGUCUGCGAAUUGGGGUCUGGUAUCACUGCAAAGUUUUGGCAGGAUAAUUGGACAGGGUAUGGGCCUCUUAUUGAUUUAACAAGUCCUCUUGGUCCACAAACUAUUGGGUUGCCUCUUGAUGCUGUGGUUAGGGAUGCUGUGGCUGGUAACUCCUGGAGGCUUUCUUCUUCUAGAAGCAGGAACCAGACCAUCACCUUACUAAGAAAUAUCCUCCCAAGUCCGGAGAACAUGAUUGAGAGCCAGAAUGACGAUUCAUAUCUAUGGAAAUAUGAUCAUCAUGCUCCCUCAAACACCUUCUCUGCGUCUAAGACUUGGCUUGCCCUCUAUCCUCCUCAAGCCACGGUACCUUGGAACAAGUCUGUGUGGUUCAGUGGCAACAUCCCAAAACAUGCCUUCAUUUCUUGGAUUGUUGCUUGGAAUAGGCUGCAUACGAGAGACAGAUUGAGGAACUGGGGCUUGGCUGUCCCGGCGUUCUGCAUCCUUUGUAAUUCCCAAGAUGAGUCCAGGGAUCAUUUGUUUUUUGCCUGCAGAUUCAGUGCUAGCAUUUGGGGCUACUUUACUUCAAAGGCUAACCUGACUCCUCCAACCAAGUUUAUGAGCUGUCUCCUUUGGGUUGAUACUGUUUCGAGAAACAAGAAUAUCACUCUCAUAAUCAAGCUCCUUCAUCAAGCCUCCAUGUACUUAAUCUGGCGGGAAAGGAACCAGCGCAUUCAUUCUGCCUCUCCUAGGUCUGCGCCUUCGCUCAUCAAGGAAAUUAAGAUGAUCGCCAGGGCGAGACUCGACCCUCUCUCGAGAAAACAGCGUUGUAUUCCUCCUGCUCUAACCCUUCUAGCAACUUGGUUCUCAUUGUUUCAGUGAUGUUCCUCUGCUCUUUUCGUUUCUCUCUUUUGUAGGUUGUUGAUUCCAAGAAAUGGUUUGUUUCUUUCUGGUGUGGGCCUGUGGCCUCUAUUUGGGCAUUUGCCAUGUAUGUUGUUGGACGUUUUUUCUAAUGGAAAUUAAAAA